Messenger RNA from Epinephelus moara (kelp grouper), 3426 nucleotides. RefSeq names its product solute carrier family 2 member 15a (gene slc2a15a). NCBI's taxonomy places the organism in Eukaryota, Metazoa, Chordata, Actinopteri, Perciformes, Serranidae. Gene Ontology annotation, cellular component: membrane. Gene Ontology annotation, molecular function: hexose transmembrane transporter activity. The record is from RefSeq and is a predicted model, not a curated record. The transcript is spliced from 12 exons. Bases 736 to 2301 code for a protein of 521 amino acids. Gene Ontology annotation, biological process: monosaccharide transmembrane transport.
UGUCUUUUUUCCCCUCUCCUUGUUUCCUCCUCUCACCCUCUUGUUUCUACCCCUCCAUUUAUUUUCUUCUUUUCUUUCCUUGUUUCCUCCUUUCUUCUCCUGUCUUUUCCCCUGCUCUCCUUGUUUCUUCCUCUCUGUUUAUUUCCUCUCUCCUUCUAUUGUUUCCUUCCUUUCAUUUGUGUCCUCCUCUCCUUUCUUUGUUCCCUCCACUCUUCUCUUCAUUUGUUUUCUCAUUUCCUCUCCUUGUUUCCCUAUCUACUCUCCUGUCUUCUGCUCUCCUCUCCUCUGUUUGUUUCCCCUCCUCUCUCAUUUUCUUCUUUCUUCUUCUCUAGUUUCCCCUCUCCUUCUGUUUCCUCAUCUCCUCUCAUUUCCUCCUCUCUAUUUUGUUUCCUCCUUUUCUGUCCUCUCUUUGCCUCUCUUCUUGUUUCCUCCACUCCUUGCCUCCUCUUCUGUCUCUUUUUUUGUAAAUUCACUUAAAGUUAAUUGCUUCCAGCAGACUUUUCUCUCAGUCUGUCACGCUGCUCUCUGUCAUGUGAUGACACUGUGCCGGUCUUGUUAUCGGGGGCUGUGGAUUGCUGCAGGGUGGAGAGGCCCAUUGCACAUGAACUGGGCUGAUGACUUAAUCGCGUGUACACUGUGUGUUCACGCUUGCUACUACAGCCAUGAGAUCCUCUGCAGUGUAAAGAGAGACCCUUCUGCUGGUUGCUGUUUGGGACCGGAUAACAGAUCUCCCAAAUGGCCGAGGAGGUUUUAAUUCCGUCGGGGAAAAUCACAUCGCAACUGACCGGCUCUUUGUUGGCGGUGGCGUUCCUUACCUCCUUUGGUAGCUCCAUGCUUUAUGGCUACAAUCUGGCAGUGGUCAACUCCCCUGCUGUGUACAUAAAAGACUUCUACAAUAAGACAGCACUGCGUCGCAAUGGAACAGGCCUCAGUGGGGAGACCCUCACCCUUAUGUACUCUCUCACUGUCUCUGUCUUCGCUAUUGGUGGUCUGCUGGGCUCCCUCAUCGUGGGCAUACUAGUCUCUCGCUUCGGCAGGAAAGGCACAGUGGUAAACGCAACAGUGUUGGUGUUUAUUGCUGGCUCACUCAUGGGCUUCAGCAGGAUUUGUGGUUCACCUGAGAUGGUCAUCAUUGGCCGCUUCAUCACAGGAAUCCACUCAGGCAUCUCUCUAAGUGUGGUGCCAAUGUACCUGGGCGAGAUAGCACCUAAGAAUCUGCGAGGCUUCCUGGGUCUUGUCCCAAGUAUCUUUAUUGGCACUGGAGUCUUCGCUGCCCAAAUCCUCGGCCUACAUGAGCUUUUAGGAAAGGAGGAACACUGGCCCCUCUUUCUGUCAGUGAUAGUGGUACCAACUUUUAUCCAGUUGAUGAUGUUGCCAUGGUUCCCAGAGAGUCCCAGGUACCUGCUGAUUGAGAAGCACAACGUCCAUGCCACCAUCACAGCCCUGAAGUGGUACAGAGCCAAGUGUAACAUCCAGGCUGAGAUUGAAGAGAUGCAAGAGGAGCAGCGCUCCCUGUCCUCAGUGGAGACACUGUCAGUAUGGAAACUGUUGCUGGAUGGUACAGUCCGCUGGCAAGUGCUGAGCGUAGUCGUCAUCAACAUUGGCAUGCAACUGUCUGGCAUCGAUGCUAUCUGGUUCUAUACCAAUGACAUCUUUGAGAAUGCAGGUAUCCCAGCAGCAGAGAUCCAGUAUACCACAGCAGGGACAGGAAUUAUAGAGAUCAUCGCUGGACUCAUUGGGUGUUUCUCCAUAGAGAAGCUGGGCAGGAGGCCUCUCAUGAUUGGGGGUUUUUCCGUGAUGGGCAUCUGCAGUGCAGGAAUCACAGUAGCCCUCAUUUUACAGGCUCACCUAUCAUUCAUGCGCUACGUCAGUGUCUGCUGUGUAGUUGGCAUCAUCGCUGGCUUCUGUAUCGGUCCAGCGGGGGUUCCCUUCCUGAUCACAGCAGAGCUGUUUAAACAGUCCCACCGCCCGGCGGCCUACAUUGUUGGAGGAUCACUCAACUGGCUGUCUAACUUCACUGUUGGCUUCGUCUUCCCCUUCUUACAGAUGUCAGCAGGGUCUUACUGCUACUUGGUGUUUUGCACCAUCUGUCUGGCCGUGGCAGUUUAUGUCUACAUUGUGAUCCCAGAGACCAAAAACAAGACAUUCAUGGAGAUCAGCCGGAUGUUCUCUAAGAAGGAGGCAGUGCUUGAGACCCAAGGCCUGGCCCACGUGGACCAGCUAAAACUGAAGAAGAUGAAUGGCUACGGUGGUAUGGAACAUACUUCACUGGAGUUAGACAGUUCUUCUUCUGUACCCUAACUGAGCUCCAGGUUUUCACUGGGACUGCAAAACUAUUCAUUACUUCUCUUUGCCAUUCCACCAUUGUAAUAUGUACACAUUAACCAAACACCACUUAGCCUGGACUCAGUGGGCUCUGGGAGGGUGUACUGUAAAUCAAGCAAUUAAUAUACAGUGCAGUAUGCAGUUCUGGCAUUUGCAGUUGUUUAUUAAUUUUUUUUUUUCAGUCUGAGCCAUUAAAGGAAAAGUCCAGCUAAAUUAAACUGGGUCUUAUUUUCAUAGAUUUGGCAGUUCUUCUUAUCAGUACUAAUAAAAUUGUUUUCACCAAACCAGUAGCUGAGAUCUGAGACCAAACUGACAUCACUAAAAGGAAGUCUGAUAGGACAAGAAACAGACCAUCAGACGGUUGGAAACAAUCCUCCAAGUUAGGCAUUUGGAUGGAAAAUCCAUCACAGUUGAUAAACUUACUUCCUGCUUGAUCUUUGACCUACUGUACUUACUGUAGUUGAGCACAGUUUUCCUGUUCAACAAGGGAUUAUUAGCAACACUUCAGGUGCUCUCACUUUCAGUUUGCCCUUCAAAUGAAGUGGUUUAGAUAAGCUUAAUAAACUUUUGGUUAGUGUUUUUGUGCAACUUCACUGCAACUUCCAAAAGUUGGUCACAGGUCCAUUCUGAAUGGACCACAAGUGACUCAUGAACAUGACAAGUUUGUAAAAAAAACACACUUUCUGGUGCAUAGCUGUUAUUUUGAAGUGCCAUUUCCUGCCGUAGAGUACUGACUAAUGGACAGCUACUUGACAGAGACAGAAAACUAGCUCGACAAUAUGGCCAAACGGAAGUAUGCUGUGAAUAUAUUAAACUGUGUAGACCUUGAACUAAUGACGAAGGAGAAAAUCUGGACCCCAUGGCUUGACCAGUUGGGAACCACUGGUUAAGGCCAUCAGUUUAAUCUGCAAUAAUGAUAUUGCACUCACCAAAGUGAUUGCCAAGCUCUCAGAAUGUCGAGAUAAAUAUCAUCAAAAUGUCAUCAAUAAAAAUAGACCGGGUAAAUGGGUCAACCAACCGUCAUACCAUUUAGUGCUUUAUAUUUUAAGAAUGAAGACACCAUCUUCCAACAUAACUAUACAUACUAUACUACAUAAAUAA